Molecule: messenger RNA, 3628 nt
Organism: Neocloeon triangulifer
Lineage: Eukaryota; Metazoa; Arthropoda; Insecta; Ephemeroptera; Baetidae
Gene: Ehbp1
Product: EH domain-binding protein 1
Exons: 22
Molecular function (GO): protein binding
Source: RefSeq, a predicted model, not a curated record
AACACUGGGGGCUAAAAAUAUCGAUAUUCGCAGGCGAGCCGUGGUACGAAGUCGCGGAAUAAUAAAUUUACGCAACAUACCCCGUCUCACCCCGACCUCAAUUAUUCCAGCCUGAAGCGAAUAUUAGCAGCACAAUACUUGCGUUUCUGCGAGGGGCCGCAAAGGUGCAGCUGCACUGACGAAGCCCCUUCGGUCCUCGAUCGUUCUCCGUCGUCGUAAGAGAGGAAAUUUUAACCAGUAUAGCCCACACCCUUAUUUUUUGUUGGAGGCCAAUCGCAUAGUAUUUUACCAGCCAAGUGUGUCUCCAAAAUUAAUAUCAAAAUGGACAACAAAGGUAGCCCCGAGGAGAAACAAAAAGCCAACAGUGGCAGUAUGGGCUCUGUGUGGAAAAGGCUGCAGCGGGUCAACAAACGAGCUGCCCGUUUCCAAUUCACAGUGUCCUACCACCAAGUCACUCUUGACACUUCAGCCAAAUGGAAACCGAACAAACUGAGCGUUGCUUUUACGAGACGCAGUCGAAGAGUUUUGACCAACCCUCUUCCCUGGGAGCCAACGAUGAAAGACCCCUUGAGAGGGCUCGUCAUCUGGGCCGUGCCAGAAAACCAAACCGUAGCUGUCACAUUGUUCAAAGAUCCCCGGACCCACGAGUUGGAGGAUAAAGAUUGGACCUUUGUCUUAGAAGACGUUGGACCGAAUGGGAAACGGAGACAGUUGGCAGCUGUGCCCAUAAAUAUGAAGCAAUAUGCUAACGUUGUGGCUUCUCACCAGGAAGAAUUGAAACUUACCCUGAAACCAACCAGCAAGAAAAUCACGGCUGCCAGUUUGGAGUGUACAAUUUGCAGUUUUCUCUUGCGGGAAGGAAAAGCAACUGAUGAGGACAUGCAGAGCAUGGCCAGUCUUAUGAGCACAAACAACACAAUGGACGUUGCAAUCAUGAAAGACUUUGACGAAGAAGAAGAGGAUGAAGAAAUGAAUAAUAGUAGAAUCAAGGAGCUUGGAGAUAUCACGUCACAAAUCGACCAAUUGACCAACAGCAUUAGCGAAAAUGAAUGGGGCAGUUCAAAUUCAACCCCCGUUCCCAGUAUUCCGUGUUCACCAAGAGACGAGAUACCACCCAAAGUUUUUGAAGAGCCAGAGUAUGGUUUGAAAUUUAAAUUCAGCAAACAAAAUUAAUUGUUUCUCGUUUCUCACAGGUCUGCCAAUAGCAGUACUCAGGAGAUUAGGCUGAAGUUAAAGCCGUUGGAUUUUGAAAACGGAAACCAAAGUAUCACUCCACUAUCUCGAUCAAUCAGAGAGACGACACCAGGCCAGGAUCUUUUGGAGUGGUGUAAAGAUGUGACCAGGAAUUAUCCUGGCGUGAAAGUCACAAAUUUGACCACUUCUUGGCGCAACGGCAUGGCGUUUUGUGCCCUCAUUCAUUACCAUCGUCCUGAUUUUAUUGACUUCGAUAAACUGCUGCCUCAUGAUAUUAGAGGAAACUGCAAAAUUGCCUUUGAUGCUGGAGAGCAAUUGGGAAUUCCUCGAGUGAUAGAACCGGCAGAUAUGGCUGUCUUGGCAGUGCCAGACAAACUUGCUGUCAUGACCUACCUGUACCAGUUGAGAGCUCACUUCACUGGUCAUGAAUUGGAGGUACAGCAAAUUGGUAAAACAAUUGAUGAGUCGUCAUACAUGAUUGGAAGGUUCAAUACAGACAACAACUCUGAUGUUUCUGCCCAGCUCUUUGGUGCUGAAAUUCGCAAUUUGCAGCAUAAAGAAACUGAAGAGAAAAAGGAACGAGCUUCCUCUCCUCCUCUUGGUGCGGUGCGCGAAGUAAAGGAGAAGUUCCUUGCGAGUUCUAAAAGCAUUCUAGGCAAGGUUUUGUCUCCCUCUAAAGAGAAGACUUUACUCAAGAGUGAAAGGGCAAAGUCGCCCACCACUCCUUCACCACCACCCCUAGCUCAGCCCUUGAUGACGAGACGUCAACUCACUGAUCCUUUUGGCUCCGACGAUGAAGAUGAUGAGCAAAAACAAUCUAGUUCGGAAGCAAGAGAAACCACGCCAAAGGCAAUGUCUCCUAUUGAAGAUGAUGGGUUUAUAAUUGAGGUGUCAAGUCAACCAGGUAGCCCACCUGAAGUUUUGUCGCCCACAGACUCAAAUACAAAGCACAUUUUAAAACGCCACGAGGAACUGAAAGAGCGCGCCAGACAGUUGCUGGAGCAAGCUCGCAAAGAUGCUGUCCGAGGAGGCGCUCCGUUACCACCAUUAUCACUCGCUGUCUCGAAAAGCUCAUCCAAGCAAAAUGAGAAGAGACAACAACAGUUGAAAGAGAAAGCAAGGAUGCUUAUUGAAGAGGCGCGCAAAGGAGUCGUAACCUCUCCUGAUCUUACAAGUCCAAUGAGCCCGGACGGCGAAAGCCCUGCUAAAGAAUUGAAAUCGCCAACAAGUCCAUGGAGCGGUUAUGAAAACUCGCCCAUGAGUGAAGCAAACAUUAGAAGACCCCCAAAACUGCAGUCUUUUUCUUCACUUAUCGAGCGCAUUUCCCCAGACAAGGAGCAGGAACCAAAGUCCAAAGAUCCUGGUAAUUACACUCACAAUGAGCUGGAAAUUUUGGAGAGAGAACAGAACCAGAUAGAUCAAAAAGCUGCCCAUCUCGAGAAGGAGUUGCGGAAAGUCAUGGACACAGGAAAUCAAAGAGAAAAGGAGGAAGAGUUGAUGGCUCAGUGGUUCCUAUUGGUGAACAAAAAGAACGCAUUGCUACGAAGGCAAAUGCAACUCAAUAUAUUAGAAAAAGAAGACGAUUUGAAGAGACGGUGUGAACUGUUGAACAGGGAGCUCAGAAGCAUUCUCUCAAUCGAAGAUUGGCAAAAGACAGAGGAGCAAAAGCUCCGGGAGACGCUGCUUUUACAGGAGCUGGUGACCCUUAUGGAUAAAAGGGAUGAGCUUGUGCACCACCUCGACUCUCAAGAGAGAGCCAUUGAGGAUGAUGACAGAAUAGAGGAGGAUUUGUCAAGAGCCACUAUUGGAGGGCACAACAACCGAAAUUGUGUUAUUCAAUAGUUAAACAUAGUCAGCUCCAUUGCUAGUGAUACAUAAUUUAAUUUAAAACGGGGAAGAUGCUUGUGUGGCUGAAAAUAAUCAUACAGAGGAUGGUGUGUUGUAAACUGACUGGUACAUCGGGGCGCUUCCUCAUUUCUUAUAAAAUUUUUUAAAUUAAUUUUAAGCAUAUUCAAGACGGAAACAAUGAUAUUUACAGAGUAAUUAGAGUUGAUUUAAGUUUCUUGCCAUGUGAGCUUUAGUUAAAGUCAAGUUUUAAUUAUUGCAUUUUUCUGUGUGAAUUGAUACGGUUACUUGCACUUUGUGAAACUUUUUCAAGUUUUCGCUUGUGGUUGCCAAAGUUAAAGGUGCCAGAUAUGAUUUAAGUUGAGAGUUGGUUAAUUAUCACGAAAUUCUCUUUGACAAUCUGUGAUUUGGUUUUAUCACAAUAAGUUUCACGACUAAAAAAUGUUUAAUGCAAUAUUCACUUUUAUUAAUUUAAGUUGUAAGCUUUACGUCUGUGAACAGCCCUGUUAAUAAUUUUUAAUAUGAAUAAAAAUUGUCUUUCGUCAUGAAAAAAAUAUCACUAUACAAAAGCUAUAUUUUUAUAUUAUCA